Molecule: messenger RNA, 1193 nt
Organism: Salvelinus fontinalis (brook trout)
Lineage: Eukaryota; Metazoa; Chordata; Actinopteri; Salmoniformes; Salmonidae
Gene: prtfdc1a
Product: phosphoribosyl transferase domain containing 1a
Exons: 10
Coding region: 36-686 (216 amino acids)
Biological process (GO): purine ribonucleoside salvage; hypoxanthine metabolic process; IMP salvage
Molecular function (GO): magnesium ion binding; hypoxanthine phosphoribosyltransferase activity
Source: RefSeq, a predicted model, not a curated record
UUUACUUCAACUGUCUGUCAUCGCGGAAAAACAUCAUGGCAGAAUGCGUUCCAUCCAGAGCCACAGGAAUGGAAGGCGGAAUUGUGAUUAAAGAUGAUUGGCCCGGAUACAGUUUAGAGCUCUUCACUUAUCCAGAGCAUUACCGCGAAGAUAUAGAGAGUGUCUACAUUCCACAUGGGGUUAUCAUGGACAGGACGGAGCGCCUGGCCCGACACAUCAUGGAUGACAUUGGGGAUCAUGACAUGGUGGUGCUGUGUGUACUGAAGGGAGGGUACAAGUUCUGUUCCGACCUGGUGGAGUUCAUUAAGGUACAAUGCCGCAACUCCAACAAGCACCUGGAGACCAGAGUGGAGUUUAUUAGGCUUAAGAGCUACCUGAAUGACCAAUCAACAGAGGACCUGCACAUAAUAGGUAGUCAAGAUCUAUCUGUUCUACGAGGCAAGAAUGUCUUGAUUGUAGAGGCUAUAGUCGACACAGGAAAGACAAUGAAGGCCCUUCUGAAGCAUGUGGAGGCCUUUGAACCCAAGAUGGUAAAGGUCGCCGGUCUGCUGGUGAAAAGGGUCUCUAAUGUGGUUGGAAGCCUUCCAGACUAUGUGGGGUUUGAAAUUCCCAACCGUUUUGUCGUGGGCUAUGCUUUGGACUACAACGAGUAUUUCCGUGACCUGAAUAAAUUGGAAGGAAGGUGAAGAAAGGAAUGUUAGGGUUAGGAUCUGCUUAUCUGGCGGACAUAUCUGUGUCAUAAGUGAGAUUGGAAAGGUGAAGUACAAGAUUUGAAGAGAAGUCGACACAUACAUGGGUUGUUCAGAGCUGCAGUGUUUUCAACAUGUGGCAGCAAGUGCCUUCCCUUCUCAUAUCUUCUUUCGUGCUCUGUUGAGGAUUAUUGUUGGUUUAUUCAUUUCAUAAGAAGAGACACACCUUGCAUGUGCUUUAUGCAAAAAAAUAUGAGAUCUGUGUUAAUCAUGUUACGUACAACCUUGAUUGCCAAAUUUGAAGAUUGUCACACUGAAUGUUUUUUGGAGUUUUUUUUUUUUACAUAUGCUAUUGUUUUUGUAAACAUCAUAUUACAUUGUUGGCAGAAUAUGCUUUUACAUAAUAUGCAUUUAUAACUUUAUAUGUAAAAUACUAAUUUUGUCCCCAAUGAUCUAAUAUGUGCCAAGCACAAAAAAAUAAACUAUGCAAUUUUGAAUAACAAA